AGCUGAUAAAAGUCGGUGAGACGACAAACAGCUGAAGUGCUCAGUCAUCGCUUGUUAUUGUCGGUGUUUGUUGAGUCCAGCAGAGACCAGAGACCCCGGCCAGGAUGAGGAGCUUCGUGCUGGUUGUUUUCGCGGCGUUUGUCGUCACGGGCGACGCCAUCAUCCGGAUCCCCUUAAAGAAAUUCCGCUCCAUCAGACGCGAGCUGACGGACUCAGGGAGGAAAGCGGAGGAGCUGCUGGCCGACAAACACUCCCUCAAGUACAACUUCGGCUUCCCUUCCAGCAGCGAACCCACUCCAGAAACCCUGAAGAACUACCUGGACGCUCAGUAUUAUGGAGAGAUCGGUCUGGGGACCCCCCCUCAGCCCUUCACCGUGGUAUUCGACACGGGCUCCUCCAACCUGUGGGUUCCCUCCGUUCACUGCUCCAUCUUGGACAUCGCCUGCUUGCUUCAUCACAAAUAUAACUCCGCCAAGUCCAGCACAUACGUGAAGAACGGCACCGACUUCGCCAUCCAGUACGGGACAGGAAGUCUGUCGGGGUACCUGAGCCAGGACACCUGCACUAUCGGAGACCUCUCUGUGGAGAACCAGCUCUUCGGAGAGGCCAUCAAGCAGCCGGGCGUGGCCUUCAUCGCCGCCAAGUUCGACGGGAUCCUCGGCAUGGCGUACCCUCGUAUCUCUGUGGACGGGGUCGCUCCAGUCUUUGACAACAUCAUGAGCCAGAAGAAGGUGGAGCAGAAUGUCUUCUCCUUCUACCUGAACAGGAACCCAGACACAGAGCCCGGCGGCGAGCUGCUGCUGGGAGGAACCGACCCCAAAUACUACAGCGGAGACUUCCAGUAUGUCAACAUCACCCGCAAGGCGUACUGGCAGAUUCACGUGGACGGGAUGUCGGUGGGCCCUAAGCUCAGUCUGUGUACGAGCGGCUGUGAAGCCAUCGUGGACAGUGGAACGUCUCUGAUCACCGGCCCGUCAGCCGAGGUCAGGAACCUGCAGAAAGCUAUCGGAGCCACGCCCCUCAUCCAGGGAGAGUACAUGGUGAGCUGUGAUAAAGUCCCAACGCUGCCCGUCAUCACUUUCACCAUCGGGGGGCAGUCUUACUCUCUGAGCGGGGAGCAGUACAUCCUCAAGGUGAACCAGGCAGGUAAGACCAUCUGUCUGAGCGGCUUCAUGGGUCUGGACAUCCCCGCCCCCGCUGGGCCCCUGUGGAUUCUGGGAGAUGUAUUCAUCGGCCAGUACUACACGGUGUUUGACCGAGACAACGACAGGGUGGGCUUUGCAAAGUCCAAAUAGGCACACGGAGGUCUGAAGCAACAGGUUCAAAUCCAGAGCUCCCAGUUUACAGAGAGUCAGCUGCACACGUUCCGUUGCUUUGUAAUCAAAUCGUUUAUAGCAAUAGCUUCUGUGUAGAGCUUUACUGCACUGAUCAGAAGAGUGAGAACCAUUUUCAGCUGAGGGAAUCAGAGUGGAGGUUUGAAGUGACAGGUGUUAUAGAUCAGGUGAUCGUAUCAGCACGGCCCCUUUUGACAUCCACGUCGUCUCUCUUGUUUUAAUCAGGGAUUUGUUUUAAUCGGAACACUUUUAAUUGGCAUUUUAGGAGGAGAUUCUACUACUGACUUUGAGGUGUAUUUUAAUGUGAUUGGCUUAAAUAAACAGUUUUAAAAGAA
This is a messenger RNA of Labrus mixtus (cuckoo wrasse), 1669 nucleotides long. RefSeq names its product cathepsin D (gene ctsd). The transcript has 9 exons. Gene Ontology annotation, cellular component: lysosome. Gene Ontology annotation, molecular function: aspartic-type endopeptidase activity. The record is from RefSeq and is a predicted model, not a curated record. NCBI's taxonomy places the organism in Eukaryota, Metazoa, Chordata, Actinopteri, Labriformes, Labridae. Gene Ontology annotation, biological process: proteolysis. The coding region runs from base 105 to 1295 and encodes 396 amino acids.